AUGUUCGACGCGAAGCUCUUCAGACGAAAGCACGAGAAGGCGAAAGACGGUAUGGUGAUUCCCGACAGCAUCUACAAUAUGAGGCUCUACCGCUGCGCCAUUUUCGCAUCCUGGGCCGCUGUGCUCUGUGGAUAUGACUCAGGAUUCAUCAGCGGAACCAUUGUGCUGGACUCGUUCCAGGAGGAGUUCGGGCUCAAGUCGAUGUCGAAGUCUAGAGUGACAACAGUCAAGGCCAACAUCAUUUCCCUGUUCCAUGUGGGCGCCUUUUUUGGGUCGCUGCUCAUAUACCCCGUGAACUUCUACCGAGGACGAAGAUUUGGCCUUAUUAUCGCCUCGAUCUUGAUCAUCGCGGGAUCUGCCAUCCAGCUCGGUGCGAACAGCACAACAGGGCUUGCUCCGCUGUAUGCUGGCCGGACCAUUUUGGGCGUGGGCAUAGGAGGCGUCAGCAACAUUGCUCCGAUGUACACUGCGGAGAUCGCACCGCCAAGCAUCAGAGGCCGUCUUGUUGGACUUUAUGAGCUUUCGUGGCAGGUAGGUGGUAUUGUGGGAUACUUCAUCAACUAUGGAACGAACAAACAUUUGCACGGUGACCAGCAAUGGCGGGUUCCUAUUGCUGUGCAAUUGAUUCCUGCCGGGAUAUUCAUGACUGGAUUGGCCUUCAUCGUGGAGACUCCUAGAUGGUACUUCCAAAAGCACAAGAUAGAGAAGGGGAUAGCGGCCUUGACAUACCUCCGGAAACUGCCACCGGACGAUGAAUACCUCAAGUACGAGACUGGGAAUCUGCUCGCCGAGGCUCAGGAGGCAGAAAAGAAGGUUGGAGACGGUCUUCUCUCGCCGAUAAGGGCAACUUUCACGAACAAAAACCUCAGAUUCAGACUGCUGCUUUCCACAAGCACGUUUGUUCUGCAGAACACUUCCGGUAUCAACGCGGUGAACUACUACAGCCCGACGCUGUUCAGUGCUAUCGGUGUCAGCGGCACCUCGUCUGCGUUGCUGUCGACUGGUCUCUUUGGCGUGCUGAAAGGUGUGGCGACGACGUUCUGGGCUUUCUUCCUGAUUGAUCCGCUCGGCCGUCGGCAGUCGAUGUUCAUCGGCUGUCCGAUCUGCAUUUUCUGUCUCUUCUUUAUCGGGUCGUACAUCAAGAUCGCAAACCCCAGCUCGCAUGCAGAAUUGGAUGCCGGCGGAAAAGCCACCAUGGCAAUGUUCUACAUCUGGUGCAUUGCGUACUCCAUCUCGGUGUCUGGAAUCCCGUGGGUGUACUCGUCAGAGCUAUUUGACCAGAGUGUGAGAACUUUUGCUCAAGCCUGUGCCGCGACUUCCAACUGGUUCUGGGCAUUCAUUUUUGCUAGGUUCACGGGAAACAUGGUGAACAGCAUGAACGCAUACGGUGUGUUCUUUUUCUUUGGCUCGGGAGUCGUGGCGACGGUUAUUAUCUUCUACCUUUUCUACCCAGAAACCUCGAACGUCCCUGUCGAAGAUGUUGGACUGCUGUUCACCCCAGGAGUGCCUGCAUGGAGGGCCCGAGAGUACGCCAUGUCUGUGAUCGAGCAACGAAAAAUAGAAGGUGUUGAGGAGUCCGACGUCGAGGUCCUUCCUACGGACAUGACCAAAUCAUCAUCUAUCAGCGCAUAA
Molecule: messenger RNA, 1632 nt
Organism: Ogataea haglerorum
Lineage: Eukaryota; Fungi; Ascomycota; Pichiomycetes; Pichiales; Pichiaceae
Exons: 1
Coding region: 1-1632 (543 amino acids)
Biological process (GO): transmembrane transport; carbohydrate transport
Cellular component (GO): membrane
Molecular function (GO): carbohydrate:proton symporter activity
Source: RefSeq, a predicted model, not a curated record